AUGCUCACGGCCACUGGAGAUCCUUGCUCAGUCAGCUCUACUACUCCAGAUCAGACAGCAUUCCUGCUGCGCGUGGAGGAGCACGCUUGCAAUCCAGCGCCUGCGUGGCCGAGGCAAAAGGAUAACUGCAAGAGAGGGCGCAGGGUGCUGGCACUCAGCUGCACUCAUGUGGGAGCAACCUGGAAGAGUGGCCACCAGGGCGGAGGGGGACGCCAGGGUAGCAGACCCAGAGCUCCCGGAGGUCGGAAGUCCUGUCUUGUUCAACUCUGCCAUUUCCUGGUGGCUUUGCAGGCUCCAGAGCAAAAGGGUGGCCGCCCUACGCAAACUCCUCUUUAUCUUCAAAACCUCAGCUCCCUAAGAGGCCUCUUUCCAACUGCACACUUUGGGGACAGCUCACGGAGGUGCCCACCCCGAAGAGUGGCCCUCUCUCUGCACAUCUAUCUUCUCCACGAGGUUGUGAACAUCCUGGGAACAGAGACUGAGUAUUUCACAACCAGAUUCUCAGAGCCAAGUUCAAGGGUUGCCCAGGCUGGCCUUGAACUCACAGUCCUCCUCACUCAGCAUCUGAGUGUUGGGCUUGCAGUCAUGCACCUCCACCCCUGCCCUGAGGGAUGCAUUUCCAGAAGUCUGAAGACAGACACAGACACAGCUGCCACACGUGAGACCGAGUGACUUCCCGCGUGGGAGUGGAGUUACAGCAGUGCUCGCGGAUCAUCUCCUUUGAGUUUUGUCAACUUCCACGAACUCUGAGGCACAAGCUGAGACUCCCAAACUCGGGGAAUCCAGAGUCAUCUGAAAUCUAACACUUCACAGUGAGAACAAAGCACUCCAGCAGUAAGUACCCAGGGUAGUACAAACCCUUCCCUCCCAGUGCAUUUAUUUACCUUAAAUGAAUGACUGUGACCAGUAUGCAUUUUAACUUGGAAAUAAACAUUUAUAUUUUUAAAUCAAAUGACAUAUCUUCUUUU
Chinchilla lanigera (long-tailed chinchilla) is the source of this 968-nucleotide messenger RNA. RefSeq lists its product as uncharacterized. The record is from RefSeq and is a predicted model, not a curated record. The transcript is spliced from 6 exons. Bases 1 to 672 code for a protein of 223 amino acids. Lineage: Eukaryota; Metazoa; Chordata; Mammalia; Rodentia; Chinchillidae.